This is a messenger RNA of Laetiporus sulphureus 93-53, 546 nucleotides long. RefSeq lists its product as uncharacterized. The transcript has 4 exons. Bases 1 to 546 code for a protein of 181 amino acids. The record is from RefSeq and is a predicted model, not a curated record. NCBI's taxonomy places the organism in Eukaryota, Fungi, Basidiomycota, Agaricomycetes, Polyporales, Laetiporaceae.
AUGAGACCGAUACUACGAGACGAUCGGCGGUCCGUCAAUGUGGUCAAGAAGUCUGCAUGGAUCGUUAAAACCGUGAUUAGGACCGAUAGGGUAUAUCAUGACGUGCCGACGUUGUCCACACCGCUCCUGGUUCUGACAGCUUCCAUCCAGUCUUUUUCCGACAGUCGCGGUGAAUACGCUGCAUCGAAGGCCCCGAUCGCUAGUCAAGGCGUCACUCGACAGAGCAUCUUCACUGGCGCCGACGAGGAGCCCGUAAAAAAGCAUAUUGAUGCAACAUCGGACAUAGAACUGCUCCGAUGCAUACUGCUCACCAUAAACUUCCAAAGUUUGAACGGGAGUCAGGCAUCUUGCGGGCUUUGUGGGCAGAUUUUCACCUGGGGGAAACUCAGCGGAUCGAAGAGCAACACAUCCAUGAAGGAGGACCGAGUCAUCGACGCUUUUGUGCGCUCAUUUUCCCAGGAAAAGGAAAUGGAAGAAAACCGCACCUAUACUUGGGCAAGACUUUACGCCGUCAACCACAAUUUCCUGAGAGAAGUGGGUCUUUGA